AUGCCUGGGCCCACGAUAGAUUUGACCAAGUUCGACUCUAUCCCGGAGUCUAUUGAGGCUUUCCGAAAUGGCGAGUUCCUCGUCGUCCUCGAUGACCCCUCCCGCGAGAACGAAGCCGACCUCAUCAUCGCCGCUCAGGAUGUGACCACCGAGAAGAUGGGUUUCCUCAUCCGCCACUCCUCCGGCUACGUCUGCGCGCCGCUCUCUCCCGCCCUCAUCACCUCUCUCGGCCUCCCUCAGAUGGUCUCCAACAACGAAGACCCUCGCGGCACCGCCUACACCGUCUCCGUCGACGCCGCUGACCCCUCCGUCACCACCGGCAUCAGCGCCCGCGACCGCGCCCUCGUGUGCCGCGUGCUCGCCGAUCCUAACUCCAAGCCCGAGAGCCUCCGUCGCCCCGGCCACGUCCUUCCCCUGCAGGCCCGCGCAGGAGGCGUUCGCCAACGCAACGGCCACACCGAGGCCGCUGUUGAGUUCUGCCGCCUGGCCGGCAAGACACAGGCCGCCGCCAUCUGCGAGAUUGUUGACGACGGCGAGGAGGUUCCCGGUCAGGCCAUCCGCCAGAACGUCGGCAUGUUGCGAGGCGAGGCCUGCAUUGCCUUUGCGCGCAAGUGGGGGAUCAAGGUCUGCACCAUUGCCGACCUCGUCGCCUACGUCGAGAAGACCGAGGGCAAGCUCGAGGCUAACGGAAGCUGA
Molecule: messenger RNA, 696 nt
Organism: Ilyonectria robusta
Lineage: Eukaryota; Fungi; Ascomycota; Sordariomycetes; Hypocreales; Nectriaceae
Product: DHBP synthase RibB-like alpha/beta domain-containing protein
Exons: 2
Coding region: 1-696 (231 amino acids)
Biological process (GO): riboflavin biosynthetic process; aerobic respiration
Cellular component (GO): cytosol; mitochondrial intermembrane space
Molecular function (GO): 3,4-dihydroxy-2-butanone-4-phosphate synthase activity
Source: RefSeq, a predicted model, not a curated record